AUGCUGGCUUCUUCGCAGCUAGUAGCCAUUCCGAUCACCGAUCCAAAUCCAACAUAUACUUAUUUCAUGCUUUGUAAAAAAAAGGGAGAAGAACAUUAUAAAUAUAAAACAGCAAAAGAUCACAAUAAAUUAGAAUUAAUUCCUUUUGAUGUACUUCUAGUGAUUAGAUUAUCGAAAAGAUGGGAUUUGGGGGUUUUUAAAGAUGCAAGAUUGAAAGAAUCUAAAGAAAAAGUGGCUUUAUUCUUUCCAAAAGAGAAUAUUUCAACGAAUAGUGAAGAAAUUUUAAAGUUAAAUAGAUUAAGUCAUGAGAACAUAAUCAAGUUUUAUGGAAUAACAUAUGACAGAGAAAAUCAAACAGAAAUGAUUGUAUUGCAACUUCCUGCUGAAAAUCUUUGCGAAUAUUUAACCAAAAAUUCAAAACAAAUUGAGCAAACUGACAAAUUAAAUAUCGCGAAUGAUGUAACUAGUGGAUUGGAAUUUUUACAUAAAAACAACAUAGUUCAUGGAGAUUUACAUUCAAGAAAUAUAUUUAUCGAUAAUAAUAAACGAGCUCUUAUUACCAAUCCAAAAAUAUUUACAGUAAUAAAUGGACAUUCAUCUAUGGAUCUUUUGAGAAACAAAAAUAAAAUUUGUUAUAUAGAUACGAGGCUGCUAAAAAACUCGCACAAACAGCCUGACAAAAAAUCAGACAUUUAUAGUUUAGCAGUUGUAAUGUGGAGGAUUUUUAGUGAUAAAGAACCCUUUUCAAACUAUGAAAAUAACUUAAUUAGUCUAAUACAUGAAAUUCUUCUUCAAAAUAUAAGAGAAGAGCCUACAGAAGAUACCCCAGAAAAAUAUAUUGCCAUUUAUACAAAAUGUUGGUCGUCUGAUCUAAAAAAUAGAUUGACAACUUCAGAUAUUCUUUCAGAGCUAAGCAAGGGUAGUUGGCAAGCUGGCGAGGCGAGCUUUUUUCUAGCUAGCCAAAUAUGGGCAAGACUCUUGCCUUGCCAGCUUGCCAACCACCCUAAGUGGGUGGCUUCCCGCGAGGUUGCGGUUCGCAGACAACCUUCAUAUUAG
Molecule: messenger RNA, 1056 nt
Organism: Cetraspora pellucida
Lineage: Eukaryota; Fungi; Glomeromycota; Glomeromycetes; Diversisporales; Gigasporaceae
Source: the annotation of a GenBank genome assembly